UCUGGGAACUCUACAGAUACUCUUUAUUAGUUUCCGUUAUCAGUUUGAUAACGUUAGCCUAUGUGGAGAGCAAAGGUUGACUCAAACUGAUACGGUGUGUGCCAACAAGGCGAGAGAACGGGUUCACUGUCAAACAGCCUGAACGGGACUCUCGGUUUUUGAUUCAUUAUGAAUUUCUUCUUGGAAACCAUCAAAGUACUCCUUUUGUCCAUCUGGUACAAUGUGGAGUCUUUCAUCUACCUCUUUGUGCCAAUGAAAAAGAAGAACAUCGCUGGUGAGGUGGUGCUCAUUACAGGAGCCGGUAGUGGAAUCGGCCGUCUCAUGGCUCAGGAAUUUGCAGCUCAUAGCACCGUGCUGGUGCUGUGGGAUAUCAACCAGGAAGGGAUGAAGGAAACUGCUAGACUGGCUAAAAGUAAUGGAGCCAGUCGAGUCCACUACUAUAUCUGUGACUGCAGUGACAAGAAUGAAGUUUACAGAGUGGCUGACCAGGUGAAGCGAGAGGUGGGUGAUGUCAGCAUUUUAGUGAACAACGCCGGCAUUGUGACAGGAAAGAAGUUCAUGGAUGCUCCUGAUUCACUGAUUGAGAAGACCAUGGAUGUCAACAUCAUGGCUCACUUUUGGACCUACAAGGCCUUCCUUCCUGCUAUGAUUGCCAACAAUCAUGGGCACCUUGUCAGCAUUGCCAGCUCUGCUGGACUCAUAGGAGUCAAUGGAUUGGCAGACUACUGUGCCAGUAAAUUUGCUGCAGUAGGGUUUGCAGAGUCUGUGGGUCUUGAGCUGCUAGCAACUGGGAAAGAUGGUGUCAAAACUACGAUUGUAUGCCCGUACUUCAUCAACACCGGAAUGUUUGAUGGAUGUCAAACUAAGUGGCCGAAACUGCUACCAAUCCUGAAUCCAGAUUAUGUGGCAAAGAAGAUCAUCCAUGCUGUGCUCACAGACCAGGUCUACUUGCUUUUGCCUCGGAGCAUGUACCUCAUAGCUGGUCUGAAGAAUGUGCUGAACAUGAAGCAGGCCAUUGUUCUGGGCCAGUACCUGGGAGCCUUCAACCUCAUGGACACGUUCAGGGGGCGCUCCAGGAAACAGGAGUGACGGAGAGGAGAAGCAGUUAUGAAGAAUACCUAAGAUGGAAGGAUGGAUGCAUUAAAAUUAACAUCAACAACAAUUUAAUUGUUAACCCUCAAAUGAAUUGUUUAUUGGUGUAAUAUCAGGGAGCAGCACAUCUCAGUAUAACAAGCCUUGUAUUUUAAAUCUCAACUUCCCAAAUGAAUGAAUGUAUUUUUAAAUGUGUUUUUAAAUUGCAUUAUUAUUAUUAGUGAAUCAUUGUCAUUUUACAGUCUGUGAUAUAAUAUGUCUAUUAACAGGAAAUACAAAGACCACUCAUGGUGGUCCUUUAUAUGUUGUUUUGUUAAUGCAUGCUAGUCCUCAUAAUUUAAUCUUAAACUCUGCAUCAAAUGUGACGUUGUCGUGAAUGUUUCCUGACAUUUCUGAAAUUGCCUUUGUGUAGAUUGUUUAACACUGACAGUUUCCAUCGUAAUUGUCAAUUAAAAAUGCUUAUAUGAUGUUGCUACCAGAUUUAGUGCAUUAAUAAAG
This is a messenger RNA of Pelmatolapia mariae (spotted tilapia), 1590 nucleotides long. Its product is annotated as epidermal retinol dehydrogenase 2-like. The transcript is spliced from 7 exons. The record is from RefSeq and is a predicted model, not a curated record. Gene Ontology annotation, cellular component: lipid droplet. Gene Ontology annotation, molecular function: oxidoreductase activity, acting on the CH-OH group of donors, NAD or NADP as acceptor. Lineage: Eukaryota; Metazoa; Chordata; Actinopteri; Cichliformes; Cichlidae. Bases 169 to 1089 code for a protein of 306 amino acids.